AUGAACAACGGAAAUUUAACGAAUCAUCAUCACCACAGUUAUGUGAUUGGAGUGGACCACGUUCGUUUCCAUGUAGACAAUGCCCUUCAAUCCUCGGCCUAUUAUUGCUCUCAUCUCGGAUUCACUCCGAUGGCCUAUGAAGGUCUUGAAACUGGAAACAAAGACUUUUGUACUCAUGUCGUACGACAGAAUGAAAUUAUUCUAGCCUUUACAUCGGCUCUUCAUAAGGCUCCCUGUAGAUUGGAAUUGAACACCCAAUUACAUCCCUAUUUAUAUACAAAUUUGAGUAAUUGCCAUCAUCAUCCUAUCAGCAACAACUCGAAUCAUCAUCACCAUCCAAUCACUCCUCCACAAACAGCAAUUGAUUUACAAAACGAUCCAAUUUACAAAUUCUAUGAAUCCAUCCAAUCUCAUGGAAGUAAUCAUGCUCAUGAUUUAGCCUUAUUAGUGAGCAAUGUUCAGAAAGCCUAUGAACAAGCUUGCCAACAUCCAAAAACCAUUCCGCUCUCUCCUCCUACACGAAUUUAUUGCAGUCCUUCCAUGGAUGAUACAACAGAUUAUAUAGAACUGGCUUGUGUUGCGACUCAGUUCGGAGAGAAGGCUUGGAUUCAUACUCUCAUCAAUAGAGAUCAUCAAAAAGCAUCACCAUUCUCUCAGAAACAUGAAUGUAAUAAUGGAAAUGGUCAUUCGAAUCGUCAAGUUGUCUUUUUACCUUCCUUUAAGAACGUUUCUCAAACACAUCCCAAACGAAACACUGCAAGUAUUGGCAACUAUUUGGAAUAUUUGGAUCAUUUUGCAAUUGCCAUUCCUAAGGGAACGUUAGUGGAAUUGAUUGGAUGGUAUUCACAAGCUUUAGGAUUUGAAAGAUUUUACAAUAAUGAUGACGAGGAUCAGCAGAAAGGAAUUCAAAUUGAGAGUUCAGAGAAAGAUUUGGGAGGCUUAACCACCAUGGUUGUGGCACCCUCAUUACUUUCUUCCCUUAAUAGACAUAUAGAACUUCAUGGACUUGGAGAAGAUGGAGACAGAAAUUCCAUUAUUAGUGAGAAAGAGUUACAUGAACGAAGAGAACUCAUUGCAUCAAAGGUGAUGAAGAAAAUGAUUAAAUUUGUGUUAAUCGAACCAGUGAAUACCAAACAUUCAAAGAGUCAAAUUCAAGAGUUUUUGGAUUAUCAUGAUGGACCUGGUGUGGCACAUUUGGCAGUUCACACAGAAGACAUUAUCAAUGCAGUGUCAAAAUCAAGAAAGGUUGGAAUUGAGUACAUCUCUGUUCCUUCCACUUAUUACAAGACUUGGAGAGAAAAGAAGACAGAGUUGUAUAACAUGGUUGCUGAAGAUUGGGCUCUUCUGGAAGAGAAUAGAAUUCUUGUGGAUGGAAUUGUCUUCCCGAAAGAUCAAGAUUUGGAAGACACUGCAGAAAACACUUCUUCGAACAACAAUAAUUUCAGAUAUCUCUUACAAACUUUUACAAAACCCAUCGAAGACAGACCAACCUUCUAUUUCGAAAUAAUUUCACGAAGAGGAAACAGUGGAUUCGGCAAGGGAAACAUCAAAGCACUCUUCGAUGCCAUUGAACGAUUACAACUCGAACGAGGGAAUUUGUUUAUCGAGAAUGAAAGUAAAUAA
Molecule: messenger RNA, 1623 nt
Organism: Naegleria fowleri
Lineage: Eukaryota; Heterolobosea; Eutetramitea; Acrasida; Naegleriidae
Exons: 1
Coding region: 1-1623 (540 amino acids)
Biological process (GO): L-tyrosine catabolic process
Molecular function (GO): 4-hydroxyphenylpyruvate dioxygenase activity
Source: RefSeq, a predicted model, not a curated record